CUCCCGCAGCCGUUGGCCGCGGCCGUUGGCGGGGCGCGCUCGGCCAACGGCCAUGGCGCUCUCCUCGGCGCCCCUCAAGGUCUGCAUCGUGGGCUCGGGCAACUGGGGUUCUGCAGUUGCCAAAAUAAUAGGCAAUAAUGUAAAAAAAGUGCAGAAGUUUGCUUCUACAGUGAAGAUGUGGGUGUUUGAGGAGAAUAUUAAUGGGAGAAAACUGACAGAUAUCAUAAAUAAUGAACAUGAAAAUGUAAAAUAUCUCCCUGGAUACAAGCUGCCAGAUAAUGUGGUUGCUAUCCCGAACCUUAAUGAAGCUGUGCAGGAUGCAGACUUGCUGGUGUUUGUCAUUCCUCAUCAAUUCAUUCACAAGAUCUGCGAUGAAAUCACUGGACGAGUACCCAAGAAAGCUCUUGGUAUAACGCUCAUAAAGGGAAUAGAUGAAGGACCGGAGGGACUCAAGCUGAUCUCCGACAUUAUUCGUGAGAAGGUGGAGAUAGACAUCAGUGUGCUCAUGGGAGCCAACAUUGCCAACGAGGUUGCAGCGGAGAAGUUCUGCGAAACCACAAUAGGCAGCAAAAUCUUGGAGAAUGGCCUUCUCUUCAAAGAACUCCUGCAGACUCCAAACUUCCGAAUAACUGUAGUCGAUGAUGCAGAUACUGUUGAGCUUUGUGGUGCUCUGAAGAAUAUAGUGGCAGUAGGAGCUGGGUUUUGUGAUGGCCUUCGCUGUGGAGACAACACCAAAGCUGCCGUCAUUCGCCUCGGCCUCAUGGAGAUGAUCGCCUUUGCCAGAAUCUUCUGCAAAGGACAGGUGUCUACUGCCACCUUCCUGGAGAGCUGCGGCGUUGCCGAUCUCAUCACAACGUGCUACGGGGGCCGGAAUCGCCGGGUGGCAGAAGCAUUCGUUAAAACUGGCAAGUCUAUUGAAGAAUUGGAGCAAGAAAUGCUGAAUGGUCAGAAACUGCAAGGACCGCAGACUUCUGCAGAAGUGUAUCGCAUCCUCAAACAGAAAGGAAUGGUGGAAAAGUUUCCACUCUUCACUGCUGUAUAUCAAAUCUGCUAUGAAGGGAAGCCUGUCAAAGAGAUGAUAUCCUGCCUUCAGAGUCACCCCGAGCACAUGUAAAAUCAAUCAGGCCGCUGCAGUAAUGCAGCUUUCUGUCUUUCCAAUUUAUAUUUGGGUCCCAGUGGAUGUAUCCUUAAGCUUCAUACAAAGCUGCUCACUAGGCAACUGUAACAACAUGAAUGUGUCUGAGUGGGUGCAGCGGGGGUUUGGUUUGGUUUUCAGCCCCCUUUAGCAUCACGUGUUGCACUGGCUUGGUGACUGGCUAAAACAACAACUGCUUUUAGAUAAGCAGCUCGGAACUGGCACGACAUACCUGGUGUAUCGACACGAGUGCGUACAAGGGUCUACACCUCUGUGAUCCAACAAUACAAGACACAAGCAACAUUGGCUCGUCUCUCAUUGAAGCUCCGUCCAAAAUCCACUGGACGCAGUGGGAAAAAUGCCACCAGUUUCAAUGGAGGCUGAAUCAAGCCAGUCACCUUGCAGUGUAAGGAGUUUUUCAAUUACUGUUCAUUUUUAUUGUGGAUACGUAUUGAAGUUUGGAUGUUUUGCAUGUUUUUAUUCUUUUAAGGAAUAUUAAUGGAAACAAGUGGUAGCAGGUGUUCACAAGCCUAUAGGGAUGUUUUAAUGACCUCCAUUGAACAGUAUCAUGAUUUUUGGAAGUCUCAAACUAUCAGACUAUUUGAAAAGCAUUUUUAAGUGAAUUUGAAGUUUUUAAGUAUACUGUUUUAAAGGGAUCGCUAGAGGGGGAGCGUUGCUUCCCCUUCUGUUUUUUAAUCCUUGCAUUUUUUGUAUUUCUGCAUCUCUUUCUUGUUGUUCUGAGUGGUUACAAUCCUCUAGAAUCCCAAUCCAGAAAAAUAAGCAGGAGAUUUUGCCUUGGGGCUUUUGAGUCAUGGAGCUUAGGGUUUGUCCUAGCGCUAUCCGUAUGAUGGUUCUGUUUUGGUGUGGCUGCCUUGGGGAAGGACACUCCUGGGAUAUCCACCACUCACAACCCUUACUCUGUCUUUCUAGUUUAGCCCUCAGGCUCGUGGCAGCCCAGGGAGCAUUUGGGGUGCCAAGGGCCCCUGCCAAGAGGCCUGGGCGCCCAUAUGCUGAGCGCAACCCAGUCCCUGCGCGCCUGCUGGGAGCAUGGAGAGACAGCAAGUCCUCACACUGCUCUUGUGCUGGGAAAAAAUAUGUAGAGGGUUCUGGGUCUAGUCUGGUGACCGGCUCUGAAAGUUUCUCAGAGGCCUCUCUGUUAUACCCCAGGUACCUCAGUUUGUUUGUUUGUUUUUAGGUACUUUUGCUUUAUCAAGAGGGUAAAUUUGAAUUAUUAUCAGAGAAUCUGUGAUGCUCAGUUGUCAGCAUCAGGUUGUGAUUUUAUUUGUUUUUGUUGACUUGAUGCAAGAGAAGAUUGAUGACUCUUUUAUCUUGCCUUUCUUUGCCAACAGCAAAGAAAGUAUGCAGUUUCUAUACUGAACUGUGAACUUCUUGGUUAAAUACAUGCUAGGCACAGGAAAAGUGGAGUCAUACUUGCAGCAUGGAGAUUCACAGAGCUUAACAGCCUGAACUGAAUAUCCAGCCCAGACUUCUGAGCACCAUCAGAAGCGACUGCCUUCUGCAGUGGUGCUUGUAGGCCAGAAAUUGUGAGCACAGACCCUUUCUGAAGCUUUAAUGUCUCCUUUGGGACUUGCUAAAACAAAGAGGAUGCGUGAGAAUAAUCAUCCGUACUUGAGUAGCUUGGAUCACCCUGGAAUUAAGUGUCAGGGCAGCUUCAUUAAGGCAGGAAGGUGCUUCAGCUCAGGGCUGCCAUUUCUUGAGCUCCUGAAGAGUUUUGCAGUAGUUCAGGAAGAUCAUGUGAAUGUUGACAGAUAUUCAGGGAUCCGAAAGGUUAUUUUGCCUUAUUUUUGCCUUCAGAUUUAGUGCUAAAUAUAACGGCGACGGCCAGAAGUUAAAUGUUGUGAGACAUUUGUGGGAAUCGGGGAAGUAACUGGCACAGCUGACAGGGAGAAGACACUCUGCUUAGGCAAGGGAAAAGGUGUUUGGAGGUUGUUGUAGGUUGUUACACUAACGCACAGGCGGCUCAUACACUCCUUGGUACAGCCUAACUCCCUGUGUGUCUGCUUGUGGUUGUCUUUCGUUUUAAAUACCAGGCUGUCUGGCUUUGCCUUGUUAGAUACACAGACAUAUACAUAUGUAUAAAUGUUUUCUUUUUUACAUGCAGUAUGUGUUUUGUAACAUACAUAAAGGGCUCUAUAAGCUAAAUGUGGUAAAUUAAUAUAUAUUUUAAGAUGAUUUCUGUUCUAAGGUUUCCACUGAAACCUUAAAACUUCAUUGCUGUUGUUUUGUACAGAAACCUGUUCAGUGGGAAAUCGAAAGCAAGGCUUUCUAUGUGACUUUGAGUCUAUUAUGAUAUUCUUUUCAGACAAUAAGUGUUUUCAGUAGCAGCAAUAAUUUAUUUUACUUUCUGUAGAUGUUUCACUAUUCAUUUGUACUGGCUUUUUACUGCUUGAGAACAUUCAGCUUGACAUUGUAUUUUUCCCCACUAAUAUUUACUACUAAUUAUGAAACUGUGAUAUGAUACUGGAACUGAAUGAUUAGGAUUCUGUUCUGCAAACCCUCUGUUUUGCCUAAUAGUGGCCUGGUCUUUCCCCUGUUGUACGAUUUCUUCAUCCAAGGUCCUAAAUUUGUGACUACUGAUCAAUUACUGAACGUUAAUCA
Nothoprocta perdicaria is the source of this 3754-nucleotide messenger RNA. It is a transcript of the gene GPD1L, whose product is annotated as glycerol-3-phosphate dehydrogenase 1 like. Gene Ontology annotation, biological process: carbohydrate metabolic process; glycerol-3-phosphate catabolic process. Gene Ontology annotation, molecular function: NAD binding; glycerol-3-phosphate dehydrogenase [NAD(P)+] activity; protein homodimerization activity. The transcript is spliced from 8 exons. The record is from RefSeq and is a predicted model, not a curated record. Bases 53 to 1114 code for a protein of 353 amino acids. Lineage: Eukaryota; Metazoa; Chordata; Aves; Tinamiformes; Tinamidae. Gene Ontology annotation, cellular component: cytosol; glycerol-3-phosphate dehydrogenase (FAD) complex.